AUGGACCAAGGGGUGGAAAAACUGCUGAGCCAAAUUAACGACCUGGAGUCUAAGAACCGGUUGAUUCACAUGCAAAUCGAGGAGAUGAAAACCACUGAAAAGGAGUUGCAAAAAAGUGAGAAGGAGCUCGUGUCAGACAUAGAAAGCAUCUGCAAGCAUCUGAAAUGUAUGGAAAAGGAGGAAAUCGAAUUGAAUAACGACAUAAUCCGCGUUAACCUAAUAUGCAAAAAUGUGGAAGCCACAUUGCACAACGAAUUUGUGAAGGUCGAAAUAGCAGCUCAAAAAAUCAAUCAAGUAUAUUGCCAUGAAGAAAAUGACAAGAACAUCAACACCGAUUUGGGAAAAAGUACCGACAAGGUAAAAGACUGUCUAAAUAAAAUGUACCAUUCCAAUGACGACUUGAUUGCGUUAAAGGAGGUGCGAAAAAACAAUUUUCUCGUAAAUAAUAUUUCGAUAGAGGACCUGUACGAAAUUUAUGAGGACACCAAAGAGCAGUACCAAGAGAAUUCCUUCAAAAAUCAGUGCCACAAAAUUGCCAUUGUUGAUUAUAAAACUCAUUCGUACUUUUGUAACCCCACGCACUUGAUACACAUGACAAAUAUGCUAACCGAAAAAGUAAGAGCGAGUACCCCUGACCAGAAUUUUAAUUUUGCGAGCCUCGCCAGCUACUAUGGAUUGGACGAAGGAAGAAAGAAAGAACGGAUAGAAAACUUCGGCUUGUCCGAGUUGAAUAAAAUAAUGAUAAAUCAUUACAAGGCGAAGAAGAUUAAUGUGAACAGCUCUGCGUGA
Molecule: messenger RNA, 789 nt
Organism: Plasmodium inui San Antonio 1
Lineage: Eukaryota; Apicomplexa; Aconoidasida; Haemosporida; Plasmodiidae
Exons: 7
Coding region: 1-789 (262 amino acids)
Source: RefSeq, a predicted model, not a curated record